Molecule: messenger RNA, 1386 nt
Organism: Coffea arabica (coffee)
Lineage: Eukaryota; Viridiplantae; Streptophyta; Magnoliopsida; Gentianales; Rubiaceae
Source: RefSeq, a predicted model, not a curated record
AUGGAAUCCAAGAAGCCAACAACCCAUUAUCCUCCUCCAUCAACACAAUCAGAAGAAGAAGAAUCAGAAAAAGGACAAGAUGAAGAAUCUCGAGAAGGUGAAGAAGGGUCAGAAGAAGAAUCAAAAUCAGAACAUAAGGAAGAAUCAGAGGAAGAAGAAAGAUCAGAAGGAGAAGAAUUUGAAGUUGAAGAAAAUAUACAUGAAUCACCAACUCAACUUGACCAAAUGUUCAGUGCUCAAAAGGAAAUCAUCACUCCAUAUCAAUCUUCCUCAGAUUCUGGUGAAGAGGAGGAUAAGGAAGGAGGAGAUGAUGAAGAGUUAGAAAUUUCCACACAUUCUCCUACAUCGGAUUUUAUGAUAAAGUUGAUUCCUCCAACCAAAUUCACAUCAAAAGGCUCAAGUUCCACCUCAAAACGCCCUUUGGAAGACCAGGGAGAUGAUCAAAAGCAUUUGAGAAGUGAGAAGAAGGCCAAAGGUAAAGCUGACGAACCGAACAAACAGGAGCCAUCUGCCAUUUCAGCCGCUAUUGGUGAAGGUGCUGGUACGAAGUGGAGCGAUGACGACGUGAAGUGUCUUCUCCGAUCCAUCAUCAAGUUUAAGACUGAGAAAGGUCUAAAUCCUUCCACUAAUAUGAAUGCUUUCUGUAAGUAUGUUAAAGGGAAGUUUGGACGUGAGUUUUCUAGAAGUCAGAUUUAUGAGAAAAUUAGGAGGUUAAAAAGUAAAGGUUUCAAUUCUGUGGAGAAAUUUGAGAAAGGUGGGGAUUGCUUUGUUCAUUUCAACGCCAAUGAGCUUGAAAUAUUUAAACUCUCAAAAUCGAUUUGGGGUGCUGAAACUGGUGAUGGCACGGCUAUUGACAGAGCUAAUGAAACUGUGAAAAGCAUGGGUAAAGUUGUUAGUUUUGUGAAACAAGAUAAGAAAGAAGAAAAGAAGAAGAAGACGAAUGUGGUGAAAACAUUUUUUAGAGAUGAUGCUGAAGAUGAUUUUCAGUCGAAGUAUCCUUAUCUAACAAAAUCUUUUGAUGUUGAUUCAUGGAGCAUUAUGAUGAAUGCAGACAAAAUUGCAGGUCAAAGGAGUUUCUUGAAAGAGAACAUGAGUUUGAUUGGCCAUGCGAAAGCAAUGGAGCUGGAGGACAAGUGGAAGAAACUGCGCGAGGCAGAAGUAGAGCUUUUGUUGAAGAGGUCAGAAUUGAUGAAGGAGCAUUGUACCUUGGUGUUGGAAGUUUUUGAUACUUGCAACAGAAAGCUUUCUAAACCUUCUUCUGCUCAUGAUGGAGUUCCUGAUACUGCUGAAUUUGUUGAUGGAGAAGACGUUUACGAGAAUUCUGCAUAUAAUAUCUUGGGAGCAACUUUUGGUUAUUUGCAAAGAUUGAGAGAGAAUUAUGGGUGA